Messenger RNA from Rhizophagus irregularis DAOM 181602=DAOM 197198, 1377 nucleotides. RefSeq lists its product as uncharacterized. NCBI's taxonomy places the organism in Eukaryota, Fungi, Glomeromycota, Glomeromycetes, Glomerales, Glomeraceae. The record is from RefSeq and is a predicted model, not a curated record.
AUGACUUCAUUUUUCAAUCCAAAAUUUUCGAAAGAUUUUCCUCUAAUCCUAAAUAAUGAUAAUUAUGAUACUAUUAUUCAAGUUGGUGAAAACGAAGACAUAAAAGAAUUUCGUGCACAUUCAGUAAUUUUACGUGCUCGUUCUCCUUAUUUCGAAGGUGCUCUUUCAUCCUCUUGGGUUAAAAAGGAAAAUGAUAUGAUCAUUUUUAAUAAACCAAAUAUUACUCCAAAUGUUUUUGAAAUGAUAUUAAGAUAUAUUUAUACAGGUGAACUUAAUUUGGAAGAACAACUAAGUGAAGAUAUUUUUCGACUUUUAAUCGCAUCUGAUGAACUGCUUUUUGAAGAAUUAAUUUCAUUUUUACAAGAAUACAUUCUCGAACAAAGACAAAAUUGGGUUGAUAAAGAAUUCUUUCUUGUCUUUUAUACUGUACGUAAACUUGCAAAUUGCGAGCUUCUACAAAAUUAUUGUUUUAAAACCAUAAGCAACUUUGACAGAGAUAUAUAUCAUGACCUACUUAAACGAGAAGAAUUAUUGAUUAAAGAAAUUGUUGCAUGGAAUUACUUAAUUAUAUGGGGUAUAGAACAAACUUCUGGUUUGGGAAGUUUGAAUUGUGACAGAAACAAACGGAAUAAUGAGGAUUAUGAAGCAUUAAAGGAAACGUUGCAUGAAUUUAUUCCUCUUAUUCGAUUUACGAAUAUUACUUUUGAUGAUUUUAAUAAUAAAGUCAGACCAUAUAAGAAUAUAAUUCCUAAUCAAAUUUAUGAAGAAAUUGAAGAAUUUUAUAAUAAAGGUACUACGCCAAAAAUAAUAUUACCACCUAGAAAAAUAGAAAAAUUUGAUUCAAAGAUUAUCAAAUCUAGACUUAUAAGAAGAAUUAUUGAAUGGAUUAAUAUAGAAGAUUUCUGGAUUUCACGUUAUAAUUUUAUUCCUAUUUAUCGUGGUAGUAUUGAUGGUAUUAGUAACAAAUCAUUUAUAAAUAAAUGUAAAGGUCAAGUAGGAAGUUUAGUUUUAAUUAAAGUUAAUUAUUCAAAUAAAAUAUUUGGCGGAUAUAGUUCUAUUGGAUUUAAUUCAAUUGAGAAUAGUCUUUUACGUAUUUAUGAAGAUAAUCACCGAUUUUACCAUUCAUCAAAUAACUUUAUUUUUUCAUUAGAAAAUGAUGAAGAUACUCAAAAUAUGAAAAUAAGUCGUGUGAUAAAUUAUGAUAAAGCUAUAUACGAUCAUCCUCACAAUGGAUUUAAUUUUGGUUAUAAUGCAUUUUUUAUGACAGAAAAUCAUUGUAUAAUUAAUAAUUAUAGUUGUAAUUAUGAAAAUAAUAUAAGAACAGAUACAAUUUAUAGUAUUGAAGAAAUCGAAACAUUUAUUAUAACUGAAUUAUGA